GUAUCAAAUCCGUUAACAAUUGUUAUAAUAUGCAGUUUGUAUGCAAUUUACAGAUACUAUGUCUCAAAAUAUACGUAUUGGGAGAGACAGGGAGUCCGGUCAGCGCCGUUCGGUUAUUGGCCCCGACUGUAUAAACCAUGGUUUAAAGUGGAACAGGAAAUGUACGGCCGGUACGGCAAAUGUUUCGGUGUCUAUGAAUCUACCCGUCCUGUACUAUAUCUGUCCGAUCCGGACCUGAUUCGCAAUGUUUUAGUCAAAGAUUUUCAUAAUUUUACUAAUAGACGGGACAUAUCGACCGGUUUAUUAAUGGACAAAAUGUUACCGAAUUUGAAAAAUGAAAACUGGAAACGUGUCCGUACGGUCAUAACGCCUACGUUUACAUUGGGAAAGUUACGCAAAAUGUUGCCACUGAUUGGCGACUGUCUGAAAACAUUGGACCAUAAUUUAGAUAUCGCUAGCAAAACAUCCAGUGCUGAUGGCUAUGACAUGAAACGGCUAUUUUGUUCAUACGUUAUGGAAGUCAUACUACAGGUAGCUUUUGGCAUUAAAGUCGACGCCUUGAUGGACGCCGACAAUCCAAUUAUAAUCAAUGCCUGCAAACUGUUAAGCCAUGAAUUUGGUCCCAUGUUAUACAUACUGAUGUUUGUCCCCCGAUUGGCCCACUAUUUGAAACUAUCGGUUUUCGAUGUCCAAGUCAUACAAUUUUUUCACGAACUAUCCCUUAAAGCUAUAGACGAUAGACGAAAAUUGUUGGCCAAAAAUCCCGAUACAAAACGUGUAGACUUAUUGCAGCUAAUGUUAGACUGUUUCGAUGAAAGUAAUGUUAGAAGUAGUAGUAGUAGUAGUAGUGAUGGACCCGAGUUCGCGACCGCUGAUAGUAAUGAUGAUAAUAAAGACGCGGAAAAAUAUAGAGAGUAUAGUAGUAGUAGUGGUAAUGAUAAUAAUAAUAAUAAUAACCAAACGGAUAGUUUUAAAAAAUAUCUGACAAACGAUGAACUAAUAGCUUCGUGUGUUGUGUUUUUUGUGGCCGGUUUUGAAAAUAUCAUAACAGUCUUAUCAAAUAUAACACAUUUGUUGGCCUCAAAUCCCGAUUGUCAACAACGACUGUACGAUGAAGUGGCCAACUAUUUCAUGGGCGAACAUCACCAAUCGGACGAAUCGGUAGACGAUUACGAAACACUACAAUCACUAAAAUAUUUGGACGGAGUUGUUAAGGAAACACUACGUUUGUAUCCAAACACAAUAGCAGUGGAACGGGAGGCUAAUGAAGAUUAUGAGUUGGGCGGAGGAGGACCCGACACCACUGGUAUAACCAUUAAAAAAGGUCAACUAAUACACAUUCAAUCCUAUUCAAUGCAUCACGAUUCGGACAACUAUCCCGAUCCCGAACGGUUUAGACCCGAAAGAUUCUUACCCGAAAACCAGACACACCAUCCCUAUGCUUAUCUGCCGUUUGGUGGCGGACCCCGAAAAUGUAUUGGUUUUAAAUUGGCCGAGAUGAUUAUCAAAAAGGCACUGGUCAAUGCUGUACAUAAAUUUAGUUUUCAUGAUACAGGGAAACCCCUAGAGUUUCACAAAUAUCAAGUAUUUGGUAUAAUGACACCGAAAGAUGUUUUUGUUAGGGUUGAGAAACGCCAGUAA
Messenger RNA from Oppia nitens, 1641 nucleotides. RefSeq names its product cytochrome P450 3A11-like. The transcript has 7 exons. Gene Ontology annotation, molecular function: oxidoreductase activity, acting on paired donors, with incorporation or reduction of molecular oxygen; heme binding; steroid hydroxylase activity. The record is from RefSeq and is a predicted model, not a curated record. The annotation marks the transcript as partial. Lineage: Eukaryota; Metazoa; Arthropoda; Arachnida; Sarcoptiformes; Oppiidae.